Trichomonas vaginalis G3 is the source of this 498-nucleotide messenger RNA. RefSeq names its product RNA-binding protein, BLOM7 family. Gene Ontology annotation, cellular component: nucleus. Lineage: Eukaryota; Parabasalia; Trichomonadida; Trichomonadidae. The record is from RefSeq and is a predicted model, not a curated record. Gene Ontology annotation, molecular function: RNA binding. Bases 1 to 498 code for a protein of 165 amino acids. The transcript has a single exon.
AUGACUGAUAAUUUCAUAACUAUAACUUUAGACGUAGGAGUUGCCAGUACACAGAAUUUUAAUGUAGUUGCUAAUAUGGAAGGUCCUAAUAGAUCAUAUCUUAGAUAUAUCGAAGAGCAAUCAAAAUGUAAGUUAUCUUUAGUUUCAACUCCAUCCUUGACACUAAAUCAGAUUGAAGAUGCUCCUGCAAAACUGACAAUCAUAGGUGAUACACAAGAACAUGUAGAUAAAGCUAAAGAACUCGCAGAAAAUUUAAUCAAGACAGUUUCCGAACAAAAGCAAAAGCAGAUUCAACAAAAGGCUGCAAAGAAAGCCAAGAAAAGGAAAUCCCAAAAUAAAGCCCUUGAUUUACCACAACAAUUAAUGAUUGCAAUGAAAUACUACUAUCCAGGCCCGGAUGCUCCCCUCCCACCACCAGGAAGUACAGCAGAUCUUAAACUCCAUAAAAGAAAGUUCCGCCAAGUUUCUUCUCAACAGCAUUGGUUUGACGCGAAAUAA